AUGCGCUUCACCUCCAUCCUCGCCGCCGGCGUGUUCGCCAUCGCUGCCAGCGCGCAGUCUGAUUCCUCUGCUGCCAUAGACUCCAGCACCGAGCCUGUUUCCUCCGCCGCCACAGACUCCAGUACCGAACUGGUGUCCUCCGCUGCCACAGACUCCAGUACCGAGCUGGCGUCCUCCACUGCCGUAGACUCCAGUACCGAGCUGGUGUCGUCCCCCGCCACCGUCGUGGUCUCCUCGACCACAACUUCCAGCGCGGCCGCCGCGACGACCGAUGUCACCACGUUGUGCCUGAAUGCCUGCAACCCCGUCGACACCACCUGCCGCGCGGCCUGCGUCGCGGCGUCGGACUCGGUUAAUACGUGCGUCGCGAAUUGCCCCAAGGGCAACGGCACCGCCAUCGACAACCAGAACUACACCGACUGCUACAAUGGCUGCAUCUCACAGUAUGGCUCCGCUUCGACGGGCACGCCCAACGGGGCCACCACCGCUAGCGCUGCUGCUCCCGGCAGCGGCGUCACCCACUCCGUGUCCGAGUCCGCGUCCGCGUCCGUCAUACAGGUCGAGUCGACGGUCACGUCUGACGGCUCUACCUUUGUCACUCACAUUCCCAGUACCGUGGCCGGCAGCAAGGAGACCAAAUCGUCCUCCCAGUCUGCUGCCUCGUCGACCAUGUCGGAUGGCGCAGUUGGCGGUGCUAUGAUGCUCUCACCCUUCGAUACCGGUGGUGGUCUUCUUGGUUUGUUGGCUGUUUUCCUUGCCUUGUAA
Molecule: messenger RNA, 765 nt
Organism: Anthostomella pinea
Lineage: Eukaryota; Fungi; Ascomycota; Sordariomycetes; Xylariales; Xylariaceae
Source: the annotation of a GenBank genome assembly